GAACUCACUUCCUCUCCCCCCCCCCCCCCCCGGGACAUGGCUCCAGGCCAGAAGAGCUUUUGGUAAACAGAAGCGUCUGUUGAGGCUUGCCCUGUUUCGACUUUCCUGGGCCAAAGAGAAGCCUGAAAUUCUUCACCCCGUGCUGACCUCUCAUUCCAGACCGAGUGCCGUUGUAGGUCCCACCUUGCAGACUCCGCCCCAGGCUCAACCUCCUCGCAGCGGUUGAGUCCCAACUUCAACCUGAAACCCUGACCUCUCCCCAUUCCGAUCUCUCCUACUGAGCCCCCGGAUCGGGAAGAGCCCCAACUGCUGGACCCCAGCUGUAGAGUUUCCAGCUCCAUCGCUGACCCUGGCACGCCCGGCCUGACACUUUAUUCAUCAUCCGGCCUCUGACUCCUCUUCCGCCCCUCCCCCCGUUCCCGCUCCCCGCCUUGCAUCUAGGAGCUUAGUCUAGCGGCCGCCAGCAGGUGGGGCCAGGGCCCGUUGGAGCCUCAGUUUCUGCGGGGACUCCAGGGCCUAUUUCCUCAGAAGUCUAGACUGCCUUUCUCUUCCAGCCUCAGCCAGUUUUGGCACUUCCGCAGCAGAGGAGAAAGCACCUGCAGGCGGGGAGAUUGGGGUGGGAGACACCGGGGCCUUUUCCCUUUCGUGCGGAAGCCUCAAGGGGAUUUACAAGGCGUGAAAAGACUUUUAUGAUCGGGAGGACCCGAACUUGCCCCAGAGUCCCAGAGUCUAAGCGGGAGGGGGAGGGGAAUUACGGGGCCUCUCAGGGGCAGUGAAUGAGGCUAGGAAAUGGGCAGUCAGGUGCAAGUGUGAGCGUGUGUUUGUGUGUGUGUGUGUAGUCCAGGACUGGUGCCCAAGGACAGCCUGUCCUCAGUUUCCCAGAGGAGGCUGGCGAGGAGGAAGAGAAGUCAGGAUGCGGUGGGGGCGCGCUAAUGGACCUGGCCUUGGCUGGAGGCGCGUGCUGGGCUGGAUCGAAGUCACCCAUCUGCUCUGUGGCCGGAGGGAACCAUUAAUGGAACGAAAUGGAGAUUUCUGGAGCCGAGUCGGUCCCCGCAAGAGCCUAGUGACCGACCACAGGUUUUCCCUGCCAUGGAGUGGGGGAGAAGUUGGAGAGGCUGCUUGGAUCUGGAGUUUUCCAAUUUUGACCCUUUAAAAGAAAUGCAAAGUUGAAAGGAAAAGAUGAAAGGUUUGGGAUGGCAGAGGAGAGUAAUAUGGGGAAACAAAUUUGGAAAAUAAAGCGACGAGUCCUUUAAAGAAGCCCAUGGCCCCUUAAGAGAGGUGGAGCAUCCGCUGAGUUCCGCCUCUUUGGGCUCCGCCCUUAGGGCGCCUGCUGGGGGCUUGGCCGGGCAGGGGCGUGGUAAAGCGCGAAGGGGCGUGGCCUUCCAGGCUGGUGGGCGUGUCUUGGCCGUGGGGCGGGCGGGGCUGGGCACACUGCCCUGGGGCUGAGUCUCCGGUGGAGGGCGGCGGGGACCCGGGCUGGAGGCGGUGGCGUCUUCGCCGCAGAAGCAGCAUGGAUUGGGGCACCGAGUUGUGGGAUCAGUUUGAGGUGCUGGAACGCCACACUCAGUGGGGGCUGGAUCUGUUGGACAAAUACGUGAAGUUCGUGAAAGAACGUGUGGAGGUGGAGCAGGCUUACGCCAAGCAACUCCGGAGCCUUGUGAAAAAGUAUCUUCCCAAGAAACCUACCAAAGAUGAUCCCGAAGUCAAGUUCAGCCAGCAGCAGUCGUUCGUCCAGCUUCUCCAGGAGGUCAAUGAUUUCGCUGGCCAGCGAGAGCUGGUGGCCGAGAGCCUUGGCGUCCGAGUAUGCCUGGAACUGGCCAAAUACUCCCAUGAGAUGAAGCAGGAGCGGAAGAUGCAUUUCCAGGAAGGCCGGCGGGCCCAGCAGCAGCUGGAAAAUGGCUUCAAACAGCUGGAAAGUAGUAAGCGGAAGUUUGAACGAGACUGCCGGGAGGCUGAGAAAGCCGCUCACACGGCCGAGCGGCUGGACCAGGACAUUAACGCCACCAAGGCGGAUGUGGAGAAGGCCAAACAGCAAGCUCACCUGCGGAACCACAUGGCGGAGGAGAGUAAGAAUGAGUAUGCAGCCCAGCUGCAGCGCUUCAACCGAGACCAGGCUCACUUCUACUUCUCCCAGAUGCCGCAGAUAUUCGAUAAGCUGCAGGAUAUGGAUGAGCGCCGGGCCACCCGCCUUGGGGCCGGGUAUGGGCUCCUAGCCGAGGCUGAGCUGCAGGUGGUUCCCAUAAUCGGCAAAUGCUUGGAGGGUAUGAAGGUGGCUGCGGAGUCUGUGGACGCUAAGAAUGACUCACAGGUCCUCAUUGAACUACACAAGUCAGGGUUCGCCCGCCCAGGGGAUUUGGAAUUCGAAGACUUCAGCCAAGUCAUGAACCGGGUGCCUUCAGACAGCAGCCUGGGCACCCCGGACAGCAGGCCUGAGCUCCGAGCAGCCUCUAACCGAAGCCGUGCCAAGCGCUGGCCCUUUGGGAAAAAGAACAAGCCGCGUCCCCCAUCCCUGUCCCUCCUGGGGGGUCACCUACCCUCCACAUUGUCUGAUGGACCCCCGUCCCCCCGUUCUGGCCGCGACCCCUUGGCCAUACUGAGCGAGAUCAGUAAGUCAGUCAAACCGCGGCUAGCAUCCUUCCGCAGCCUCCGAGGCGGCCGUGGGACGGUGGUCACGGAAGAUUUCAGUCACCUGCCCCCAGAGCAGCAGAGAAAGCGACUCCAGCAACAGUUAGAAGAGCGGAACCGUGAGUUGCAGAAGGAGGAGGACCAGAGGGAGGCCCUAAAGAAGAUGAAAGACGUAUAUGAGAAAACACCGCAGAUGGGGGACCCUGCCAGCUUGGAGCCCCGCAUCGCAGAAACCCUGAGCAACAUUGAGAGGCUGAAGCUGGAAGUACAGAAGUAUGAGGCUUGGUUGGCAGAAGCUGAAAGCCGGGUCCUCAGCAACCGAGGGGACAGCCUGAGCCGUCACACCAGGCCCCCUGACCCGCCAGCUACUGCCCCACCUGACAGUAGCAGCAGCAGCAACAACAGUGGAUCCCAGGAUAAUAAGGAGAGCAGCUCAGAAGAGCCCCCUUCAGAGGAAGGCCAGGAUACCCCCAUUUAUACUGAGUUCGAUGAGGACUUUGAAGAGCCUGCGUCCCCUAUUGGCCAGUGUGUGGCUAUCUAUCACUUCGAAGGAUCCAGCGAGGGAACCGUCUCCAUGUCCGAGGGGGAAGACCUCAGUCUGAUGGAGGAAGACAAGGGUGAUGGCUGGACGCGGGUCAGGAGGAAACAGGGAGCCGAGGGCUACGUGCCCACCUCCUACCUCCGGGUCACACUCAACUGAACAUACCAGAGUGUGGAGGAGGGGCAGGGCUGUCAGCUGCUGCUUCUGGGCCACAGGGGGCCCCCAGGACCUUGCACUUUAUUCCUGCCCUCGUGGCUUUUGGCUGAGACCUGUGUAACCUGCUGUCCCCUCUUCCACCUCACCUGUCACCCUACAGGGACCCACUUGUGCCUUCCCGCGUGGUUGUACAUAUUCGUCAUUUAAGACCUUUGUUCCUGCCGCUCGGCUUGGGCCAAGUUUUGUUUUAUAUUAAAAAAUGGUAUAUAUAAUUAUA
Meriones unguiculatus (Mongolian gerbil) is the source of this 3599-nucleotide messenger RNA. It is a transcript of the gene Trip10, whose product is annotated as thyroid hormone receptor interactor 10. Gene Ontology annotation, biological process: signal transduction. Gene Ontology annotation, molecular function: protein binding. The record is from RefSeq and is a predicted model, not a curated record. Bases 1511 to 3325 code for a protein of 604 amino acids. NCBI's taxonomy places the organism in Eukaryota, Metazoa, Chordata, Mammalia, Rodentia, Muridae. The transcript has 15 exons.